This is a messenger RNA of Esox lucius (northern pike), 2536 nucleotides long. RefSeq names its product neuritin 1-like b (gene nrn1lb). NCBI's taxonomy places the organism in Eukaryota, Metazoa, Chordata, Actinopteri, Esociformes, Esocidae. Gene Ontology annotation, biological process: nervous system development; neuron projection extension. Bases 139 to 780 code for a protein of 213 amino acids. Gene Ontology annotation, cellular component: plasma membrane. The transcript has 3 exons. The record is from RefSeq and is a predicted model, not a curated record.
UGCCCCUCCCUUACACACACACAGCCCCUGGAUGUAGCGCGUCUGCCCCUGGUUCUGUUAAUCCAAUGAGUAGGCACUAUGCUCUGCAUCGAUGCUCUUCGUCUGUUCUCUGCUCUACUCUGGUGAUCCAACAAAUGAAUGACGGGACACCUCACACUGAGAAGACACCAACAUUCACUGUGGGAUUAUAACACUCGUGUGGACAUCAGAUCAGAGCCAUUCACUUUGUGCUGGGGCUCCACUGGACUCUGUCUGGCCCGGUUGAGUAUGAGGUCUCAUACCCGCAUCGUGACUUUCCUUCUACCUGUUGUUCUUUAUCUAAGUCUGACCCCAGUGUGUUUGGCUGCUGCACUCUCUGGCUCCUGUGGUGUCAUCUACAAGAGCUUUGCUCAGUGUCUCCUUACCCUGGGUGACAGUCUGGGCGACACACAGAAAGAGCAGAGCUCACAGGACAUUGACGCAGUUUGUAGGUCAUGGGACGCGUUCCAUGUGUGUGCCAACACGGCACUUGCCAGUUGUCCUGGAGACGCAGCUGCUGUCUGGGAGUCGCUGAGGCAGGAGUCCAGGAAGACCCAGUUUUCUGGAAACCUCUAUGACAUGUGUGCCCGCCGCACCACACAGGCGUCCAGCGCUGGGCCCGCGCCUCCCUCCCAGAGCCUGCCGGCAUCAGACCAGACCAAUCAGGAAACUCUGAAAGGGCACACAGACCCUGUUGGACCUACCCACACCAUGCCUCUGCUCUCAGCUAGCGUCGGUCUACUGCUCCUGCUGAGGACGUAGUCCUGUCCUCCACGGACUCAGACUGUUAUUGGCACGCUGUCAGCCUCGUCCUUUUACCUGACCGAGCUUACGUUAAAACACACAUGUCAAACCUUUCACUCCGACAAAGUCGCAAACGAGCACAAAACCUCUUACCUUGACCUGCCUCCCCUCCCUCCGACACACGCACUCCUAAGGGUUAUUGACGGCAUCAGCACGCAUAUAUGUUCUGUGUAUAUAAUGUCAAAUAACAAACUCUACUUUUCUGUUGGGUUUUGUGUAUAUUGUUAAUCAGAGUGAAGUACUGACGUCCUUGAUAGUGCUUUAAUAUGCAUUUUGUGUGAACUCUAUUUUUAUACGUAACAGGUGCAGACGUCAACGUUUUUAUAUGAGCUGCUGUGCAUUGUUUUCAUUAGUUCACCUGGAAAAUUGAUUUUAGUCACCCACAAACGGACUUAAUCCUCACGACCAAAACAUUGAAGCAUUGCCUGUGUGGGCUUGGAAUAGCCACCACUGUGUGCCUGUAGAUCAUUUUGUAAUGUUUUAUAAAUGAUGUCCGUAAAUGUAUUUCCUUUAGGUAAAUGUUUGUUUGCAUAGUCUAAUGUGAGGUGGUUUUAAAGGGUAUGUGCUUUAAUUACAUUUUAAUGUGAAAUCUGACAGCUAUUUCUGACCAGACUGUCUAAGUGAGGCAUUCAUCUUAAUACUUCCAACAGUAACUACGGUCUAAUAUGUAACACGUGUAAUGUGUGUGCGAGGGUCCUGUAAGUGUGUUUGUGUGUAAUCCCUUCUUAAACCCUUUCAGAACAACAAGAGGGUUGUGAGCAAAUAAAUCUCAUCUGUCUUUGUUCCAGCCUAGCAUUCCCUGAUGCACAGCCCGACAAGCACACACACACAUCAGAUCCUAAUGAGAGUAGCAGAGAGGGGAGAUUGAGAUAGUGAAUUAAAAGGUAAACAUGUCAUCAACAGAAACACAUAUUUAGAGAACAUUACAUAAUCCCAGUUGUGCAUAUAUGUGGAUAUGAUCAGAAAGAUGAGGACACAGGAUGAUGAUUCUGGGCUUGGUUAAUCUUCUGAUUGGAACCUUAACUAUAAAAUCUACUAUUCCCUAGUUUAGCCUCCCUGUGACCUGUACUUGACCAGCGCACAGGACAAUGUAUUCUUUGAGGUAGCCUGGAAAUCUCACUUUAAGUGUUCAUGUGUUUUUGGAUCAUGAAAUCAGUAACAAUGCUACCGCUAAAACACAUAGACGAUUAGAUUGAAAUGUACCAUUAAAUAUAGAAAACUUUGACAAUAACUGCUCUUCAGGUUGACAUUUCUGCAUUAUUAUAAUCAGUGUUCUAUACAUUUUUAUCAUGUAAGAGGUUCACAUUUUGUAUAACAAGAGGUUCACAUUUUGUACCUAAGUGCCACCUAGUGGUUCAUUUUAAAUAUUUAAAUAAAUGCUUAAAUAAAUUCAUACUGCAUUCAAAAUAUUUUAUUUAGUGAGUCCUGGCUUUAAUCUGCCUGGGAUUAUACUGAAAUGGAAUUAGAAUGCAGUUCAUGAACAUUUAACAGAACAUUUCAAAUUAGAACACUGGGACUGAGAGCAAUGAAUAUAAAGCAUAACAGAACAGCUAAGAACAAUCAACAAAAUAAAAUGUAAAAGUAUUUGUUCAGAGGGUGAAACCUGUUAGAUCUAAACCUGUGGUUGUAGUACAACGCUUUGUCCUAUAUAUUGUAACUGUAUUGUAACUUCAGCAAAACAGGCCCAAUUCCCAGAAUAAAAAACUAAAACUCA